UUGUAUGUAUGAUUAGGUGGACAUCCCCGACCUUUCACAAAUGUGACAAAAUGCUGCCUAUAGUGUCAAACACACAAUAACCGUCCUUGGGUCAUUUGGAAAGAAAAGGUAAAUAUGGAAUCAAAAAAGAUUUUAUCCUGGACUGAAAAAAAGGCUUUGAAACGAAAAAGACUUGAAGAAAAGUUGGACAAAGAUAUUAAACAGAAGAAAAAAAGAGACCAACUUGUAAAAGAACAAGAAGAAAGAGUGAACUCUAGAGAUUUGAAUCUAUCAAGUAGUGGCCGACAUUAUACCAUCUCACUAGCAUUACCAGGCUCUAUUUUAGAAAAUGCACAGUCUCGUGAACUACGAACAUAUUUGGCUGGACAGAUAGCCAGAGCAGCAGUUGUAUUUAAUGUGGAUGAAAUAGUUAUUUUUGAUGAGUCUGGUGCAGGUUUAAGUGAAAAAGAUAGUUAUGACAAUUCUAGACUUAAAAAAGGCAAAGGAAAUGUUCAGAUGGCAAGAAUUCUUCAAUUUUUAGAAUGUCCUCAGUACUUACGUAAAAACUUUUUUCCUAUGCAUGAAGACUUGAAAUAUGCAGGGUUAUUGAAUCCAUUGGAUAGUCCACAUCAUAUGAGGGCAUCUGAUGUUGUAGAAUAUCGAGAAGGUGUGGUAUUAGAUAAACCUCCAAAAUCUGGAAAAUCUUUUGUUAAUGUUGGAUUAUAUCAAAGAGAUGUAUUAAUAGAUAGACAGCUAGAAGCAGGUGUUCGUGUAACUAUACAGUUAGAUUUAAAUACGUCUGAUGAAAAACUAAUAAAAGGUAAAGUUGUGUCUCCAUCUACACCUAGAAUAGAAUCUGGGCUUUACUGGGGUUAUAAUUUACGUCUAGCAGCCAAUCUGUCAUCAGUUUUAACACAAUGUCCACAUAAAGGCGGUUAUGAUUUAACUAUUGGAACUUCAGAAAGAGGAGAUUCGGUUGAUGAUUUUGAACCGCCUACGUUUAAGCAUGGUAUUAUUGUCUUUGGAGGAGUUCAAGGUUUAGAAACUAGUCUAGCAGCUGACAGUACACUCAACAUUGAUGAUCCUUCAUUAUUAUUUCAACAUUAUCUCAACACAUGUCCUAAUCAAGGCUCUAGAACAAUUAGAACAGAGGAGGCCAUCUUGAUAACCAUGUCAGCUCUGAGACCAAAACUUAUAUCAUCAGGUUUUAAACCAGAACGCUCUUGACCAAUAAAACUUUUAAAUAUUAA
Messenger RNA from Patella vulgata (common limpet), 1229 nucleotides. RefSeq names its product putative methyltransferase C9orf114 homolog. The record is from RefSeq and is a predicted model, not a curated record. NCBI's taxonomy places the organism in Eukaryota, Metazoa, Mollusca, Gastropoda, Patellidae. The transcript is spliced from 11 exons. The coding region runs from base 115 to 1206 and encodes 363 amino acids.